Messenger RNA from Colletotrichum destructivum, 1891 nucleotides. Its product is annotated as Putative NET domain, YEATS superfamily protein. Bases 117 to 791 code for a protein of 224 amino acids. The record is from RefSeq and is a predicted model, not a curated record. Gene Ontology annotation, biological process: regulation of transcription by RNA polymerase II; chromatin remodeling. Gene Ontology annotation, molecular function: histone binding. Gene Ontology annotation, cellular component: transcription factor TFIID complex; Ino80 complex; transcription factor TFIIF complex. Lineage: Eukaryota; Fungi; Ascomycota; Sordariomycetes; Glomerellales; Glomerellaceae. The transcript has 6 exons.
CCCAAUCUGGUGAACUUCACACAUCUGCCCAGUGCACGCCGAAACCCCCUCCCCCUCCUCUCCUGGACAUCACAUAUUGCUUCAAUUACUGUCUUAUCUUGCGAUAGAGGCCCAUAAUGAUUGUCGAGCGCAAAGUCAGGCUCGUCACCGAGCAGAAUGUCAUCGACAAGCCCUCCCCCGUCGAAGACUUCCCCAUGCGAAAAUGGUCUAUCGUAAUCUACAUUGUUGGCGAGGAUGGCGAGGAACACCCGGCCGAUUGCUUCCAGAAGGUCGUCUACAACCUCCACCCCUCUUUCGAAAACCCCACGCAAACAUUUUCCAAGCCUCCCUUCCGAUGCGAGAACGAGGGAUGGGGUGAGUUCGACAUGACGAUCGAUUGCUACAUCACCGAGAAAUCGAAGCAGACCCUCACCCACGACCUCAACUUUGCGAAGAACCGUUAUGACGCCGAGCACACCGUAUCAUUCAAGAACCCAUCGCAGGCCUUGCAGCAGAUCCUGCGCGAGACGGGCCCUCUCCCGUCCGACGAUGACCGUCUCAAGAAGAAGGGUGGCGCUGGCAAGAAGGGCGCCCAGAAGUACGACUACGAGAAGAUCGCGCAAGCUCUUGAGAAGCUUGAUGAGGACGAUCUGCUCCGCGUCAUCCAGAUUAUCAACGAUAACAAGACCGCGGACACAUACAUCAAGAGUGAUGUUGAUGCGGGAGAGUUCUCCAUCGAUCUGUAUACAAUGUCGGAUGCGAUGACCAAGCUCCUGUGGGACUACUUGAGCAAGAAGGGCCUUGUCAGUUAGAUUAUACCACCGCUCGCGAAGACCAGCUUCUUCUCCAGCACCAUCCCGAAACAACCCUCCCCACACGAACCGAAUCGAACAACGAUUGGGACAGACGACUUCGACAGACGAGUCCUCUUGUGAAAAGGGGAGGGGGAUUGGUUGGUCGGUGGUCAUAGGCUUUCUGUUUCGCUUCUCCAAUGGCAUUUGGCUAGGCGUUCACGGCUUCGUGCUUCGCGUUUGUUAUGAUUUGUUCGGUUUCUUGUCUGUUUCCAAUGAUUUGGUGUGUGUAUGUGUGCGUUGCGCGUGUGUUGUCUUGUCUAUUCGUGUAUGUCAUCGGACACAAAAAAAGGGAUCCGCGGAGUGGAAGGAGUCGUCUUGUGUACGUUCGCAAGUGGUAUCUGUUGUAUCCAAAUUUGGCAAGGGAACCAGGACAGGCAGAGAGUGCCAGCUCACGAGGCUACGGCACUGGCGUGGAAGCGGGUUGGAACGGAGGCGGUAGGGGCUGUGCUAGGUAGUAGACGAGACGCAGGGGAGAGGAUGUCGGGAGGGGGGGGGGGGGGUUCUUACGGCUGCCCUCUGGCACUCACCUCUUCCUCCUCCCCACUCCCAAUUGUAAUUAUACUCCAUUUCCAUGUCUGGCUUGCCAAGAGUUGUGAUCCCAGCCUUUACUUUUGUUGGCAAUGGUACAUUGCCCAGGCUUGAGGCGUAGAGAGAGAGAGAGAGUGUGUGUGUGUGAGUGUUAGUGUGUGUUUGUAUGUUUCUCCAACCCCCUCGACAACGUAAUUGAAGACCUCUCUCUCUCUCUCAGCCCUAGCAUCCUCAUGUUUGUCCGAUCUCGAGUGACUUGUUUAGGCACGACUUUUAACAAUAUCAAUCGCUCUCGAGUCCACGGCGAGCAAAAAUUGGUUGGAUUUUGUUUCGUCUAUCUGCGUAUAUUCCUCUUAUCGCUGGCUGUACUCGAGCAAAUCGCGAGAUUGUCAAAGUCUCGAGCUUCGUUCAGACGGGUAUCUAGAUCAUCCUUUUGCCCACACCAUCAUUAAAUGUGUGAAAAUCAAACCAGGCGCAUAGACCAUCACCGCACAGGUUCUCUUGUCAUCCCCCCCUUUAUGAACCCUCCC